Messenger RNA from Danaus chrysippus (African queen), 387 nucleotides. The record is from the annotation of a GenBank genome assembly. NCBI's taxonomy places the organism in Eukaryota, Metazoa, Arthropoda, Insecta, Lepidoptera, Nymphalidae.
AUGUUCAGAGGCGGCGUGGUGGGUGAAUUGGAUGCCCGCCGUGACGCUGCCCUCGCUCGAGUCCUCGUCAGACUACAGGCGAGGGCUCGAGGUCUCUUGGCAAGGAGAAAAGCUGAAAGACUCCGCACUCAACACACCGCCGCCAGAUGCGUCCAACGUAAUGUGCGCGCCUUCCUUGCGGUUCGUGACUGGCCAUGGUGGAGACUUUUGGUGCGCGUCACACCGCUACUGGCUGUGCAUCGCACAGAACACAGGCUCAAACAGGCACAGGAGGAGCUGGAAACGCUUCGAGUUAAACUUGAGAAGACUGAAAAUGAACGCAGUCAUUAUAAGAACGAAACGGAAAAACUUGAGACUAAGGUCAGUUGUAGCAUAAACAAGUAUUAG